Manihot esculenta (cassava) is the source of this 1300-nucleotide messenger RNA. Its product is annotated as myosin-10-like. The transcript is spliced from 2 exons. The record is from RefSeq and is a predicted model, not a curated record. NCBI's taxonomy places the organism in Eukaryota, Viridiplantae, Streptophyta, Magnoliopsida, Malpighiales, Euphorbiaceae. The coding region runs from base 75 to 1247 and encodes 390 amino acids.
UGGCUGGCUUCACACGGGAGUAGACAGCCUUCCGGUCUCUACCUCGAGGGGAGCUUGGAGAUAGGAUUAGGGAGAUGCUUCUGAUGGUGAUGGGCCUCUUCAUGGUGGUGGACGCUCGUGACCUCUCUCUCUUAGAAUCUGUUGAUCGUCGGAUCGAGGAGGCGCGUCUGGAGGAGAACCUGUCUGCAACCAGUGAUGCCAGGAGCAACCUUGCGGCAGCUCGAGAGCAUGCUAGGUCCCUAGAGGCGGAGUUGUCUCACGCUCGAAGGGUUCUUAAAGAGUCUAACGAUAGGGCAGCUGCUGUUGAAGUCCGCUGUGAAGAAGUCCUGAAGCAGCUGUCCUCUACGGUAGAUGCCCUUCGUGAAAAGGACGAGGCUUUAAAUCAAAGGGACGAGGCCCAGCGUCAGUAUGAGGCCUUGAAGGCUGAUUUCGAGGGAGUCCGGGCACGUCUUAUCAAGGUGGAAGUCCAGAAGGAGGGGGCACUAGCUCGGGUCGAGGUUCUUGAGCAGGAGUUGAGUAAGAGUUCAGAUCGCAUCAGAGAUUUGGCCUCGGCGGCAGAGGAAUCUAAACUUCUCAAUCAAAAACUCUGUCAUGAGGUCGAGACUAUGGAGCAUAGAUGUUCAGCCCUGCUCAAGGAUGUCAGACUCGUUGAAGACAGGGUCCAGCUAGAGUGUGAGAGGCGUCUGAUGGAGUAUAAAGAGUCUCCCGAGCUGAAAAAAGAGAUCGAUCAGGCCUGUGAAGCGCGCCUCCAGGAUUAUAAAAGUUCUUCUGAAUUUAAAGUCAAGAUAGCUGAGGCCUGUGAGAAGCGACUUGCGGAGUUCCAAGGCUCUGAUGAAAUGAAAACUGCCAUAUGGAAUAGGGGCUUCCGCAUGUUCAUCUCUGGGUAUAAUAGAGGUCUGAGGACAGCCAGAUACGCUCUCUCUACCCCGUUGGCUGAACUCCGAGCUGUAGAGGAAGACUCUGAUGGCGAGGAGGUGCUUUAUGGGGAGGAUGACAGGCCUUUGCCCAAAGGGGCUCCUCGCACUGCAGCUGGGCCUUCUGAGGUAGGCGCCGAGCUGGGAGAUGGAGAUGCUGGGCCUCAAGGGGAAGAGAUUGUGCCUUUUGUGGGUACUGAAGAGUCUAAGCCAGAAGGUGCUGGGCCUCCCAUAGACAGUAAUGUAAAUGUAGAUAGUACAGGGGGUAAUGUAGAUGAUAAUGCCCCCAGACAUGUAAGUCCUUUAAGGACUGUUUUUCCUUCAGUAGAGUAGACUGUAAAGUAGGUUGUAAUUACUUUUAUUUUUAAUGAAAUUUAAUUUUCGAG